UCAGUGAGCUCAGCAUAAACACAGACCCAACAGUGAGUGUGUGAAGUUGUUCCUGAAGAAGAGAUGAAGAUGCUGCUCUUGGCUCUGAUUCUGCUCACGCUGUCUGGUGUUCUCACUCAGGACAAAAGUCGUUGGUCUGUGAAAUAUCCUGAUAAUCCGAUCUGUGCUGUGAGAGGAUUCAGUGUCUCCAUUCCCUGUAGUUAUUAUAAUGAUCCAACAUCAAAUCCCAAUAUUCAGGUGACACAAAAGCUUUGGUGCUCACUGAACUCAAACACAGAUGUUUGUUUAAACCCUCCGUAUGUUUAUGACAGCUCAUCAAACACCAACUCAGACUUUGAGUACGCUGGAGACGACAAAUCAAACUGCACUUUAUUAAUCCACAAUCUACAGUUCAGUUAUUCUGGAAAGUACAGAUUCAGAUUUAUAACUGCUAAUCCUAAUGACAGAUGGACAGGUGUUCCUGGAGCGACUCUACAAGUUGCAGAUUUAAAGGUGUCACUAAUCAGGCUCAGUGGAAACGGGACCCUUAAACAAGGAGACUCGUUAAAUCUGACGUGUGAUGUGAACUGCACACACAGUUCCUCACAGUUCAUGUGGUCUAAGAACAACGAGCCGUUAAAUACAUCAGGACCCGUUCUUCACUUUCCUGCUCUAACCGUGAGGGAUUCUGGGAAUUACACCUGCACUUGGAAAACCAACGAGGCCUCAGGAUCUGAAACGAUCAGCCUUCACGUCGAGGGUGAAAAUCCUAAAAAUCCUAAAAAUCCUGAAAAUCCUAAUCAGUGGUUAAUCUGGAUCAUUGUCUCGGUGACAGUUGGAAUGAUUUUCAUCAUCUCAGUCAUCGUAGGAGCUGUGAUUUACAUCAGGAGGAGGAAAUGUAAAGCUCCAGAAGAAAACGGGCAGGAAAGUGGAGAGAAAACACAGACAAAGCCACAGUUAAACCAAGUUUCUCAAGAUCCUGAUGAAGAAACGUUGAAGCAAGAGGAAGUAACUUACGCAUCUGUCCAAAUCAAACCAACAACCAAAGGGCAAGUCCACACUGAGCAGCAGCAGGAGGACGAUUCUGUGAUCUACAGCACUGUGAAAAAGGCCUGAUGAUGUUUUCACACCUCAUUCACCCACAGUGCAGAUGAGUUUUAUAUACUUGUCAUCAUAAGACCUGGAAUUUUUCCCCAAACAUGAAACUCAUUAUGAUUUAAGACUUGCUAAUAUCAUAGAAACUGUUAGUGUAUUUGCUGUAAACCUCCAGUGUGGAAGGAUACUGAAAUUAAUUUAUUUUCUACACAUUCUUGUGACUUCUUUAUUGUAAUUUAUGUUGUUUUUGGGGCGGCACGGUGGUGUAGUGGUUAGCGCUGUCGCCUCACAGCAAGAAGGUCCGGGUUCGAGCCCCGGGGCCGGCGAGGGCCUUUCUGUGUGGAGUUUGCAUGUUCUCCCCGUGUCCGCGUGGGUUUCCUCUGGGUACUCCGGUUUCCCCCACAGUCCAAAGACAUGCAGGUUAGGUUGACUGGUGACUCUAAAUUGACCGUAGGUGUGAAUGGGAGUGUGAAUGGUUGUCUGUGUCUAUGUGUCAGCCCUGUGAUGACCUGGUGACUUGUCCAGGGUGUACCCCGCCUUUCGCCCAUAGUCAGCUGGGAUAGGCUCCAGCUUGCCUGCGACCCUGUAGAAGGAUAAAGCGGCUAGAGAUAAUGAGAUGAGAUGUUGUUUUUGAGUAAACGGGCUUUGUUUUCUUCUGAGGAUGCUUUCAGACAGGUUUAGUUUCACAUGUGGAGAUAUUCGGCUCUGGUAAAAAUUAAGAGACCACUUCAAUUUCAUUUCAUUCCAGUGUCUGUGCUGGAAUUCCAACACAAGCACACCUCAUUUUCCUUAAUGAGGUACUGAUUAGGUGAUCACCUGAACCAAAUCUUAUUUAAUGAGGAAAAGUAUAAAAACCACUGCUGUGGUCAUCACUAUCCUUUUGCAGUAAGACCAGUUUGGAUGGCAAAAACAGUGCUAGUCAUGCCUUAUAUUUAAUUGGAAUAUAAAAAUUCAUCAUGCCAAAAGAGUUAAAAAGAAAAGUUUUGAGUGAGAAAAAGAAGGGUUCAAUUCUGGCUUUACUGGCAGAGGGAUACAGUGAGUGUCAGGUUCCUUCCAUCCUCAAAAUUUCAAAGAUAGCAGUUAAUAAGAACAAGGUCAAGCAGCAGACAAUGGGGACAACAAAGUUACAGACUGGUAGAGUGUGAAAAUGAUUCUCCACUGACAAAUGAUGAUUGUCAGCUCCUUCGAAUGUCACUCAACAACCAUAGGAUGACAUCAAGUGACCUACAAAAAGAAUGACAAAUGGCAGCUGGGGUUAAGUGCACAGAAAGGACAGUUCGAAACAAACUCCUUCAGGCAGGGCUGAAGUCAUACAAAGCUAGAAAAAAAGCCCUUCAUCAAUGAGAAGCAAAGAAGAUCCAGGCUGAGAUUGGCUAAAGAACAUAAGGAUUGGACCAUAAAGGACUGGAGUAAGGUAAUCUUCUCUGAUGAGUCCAAUUUUCAACUUUUCCCAUCAUUGGGUUGUCUAAUGGUUAGACAAAGACUUACAGAGGUCUGCAAGCCACAGUGUCUCACACCCAUUGUAAAAUUUGGUGCAGGAUCAGUAAUGAUCUGGGGGUGCUUCAGCAAGGCUGGAAUGGGGCAGAUUUUUGUUUGUGAAGGACACAUGAAUCAAGUCACAAAAAAGGUUAUUCUGAAAGAAAAUGUGCUUUGUUCUGCUCUGACAAUGUUCUCUAACUCUGAGGAUGAGGGUUUCCAGCAGGACAAUGCUUCAUACUAUACAGCCAGGUCAGUCAAGGUGUGGAUGGAGGACCACAAGAUCACGAACCUGUUAUGGCCAGUCCAAUCUCCAGACCUGAACCCCAUUCAAAAUGUCUAGAAUGUGAUCAUGAGGAAAAUGGAUGGUUACAAGCCAUCAAACAAAGCUGAGCUGAAUGAAUUUUUGCACCGGGGGGGCAUAAAGUUACCCAAGAGCAACGUGAAAGACUGGUGGAGAGUAUGCCAAGAUGCAUGAAAGCUAUGAUAAAAUGUCAGGGUUAUUCCACCAAAUAUUGAUUUCUGAACUCAUCCUAAGUUCAAAAAUUAGUAUUAUGUUGUUUAAAAUUGAAUGUGAUCUUGAUUUAUAUGCAUUAUUCAAGGUCUGAAAAUAUUUCAACUUUUUUUUUUUGACCAGUUGUCAUUUUCUAUAAUAAAAUGUUCUCUGUGACAAUAUUUUUUAUGUGGAAUUUGGGGGAAAUGUUAGUAGUUUAUGGAAUAAAACAAAAAUAUUCAUGUUUCUCAAACACAUACAAUGUCUUGGAAAAGUAUUCAUCCCCCUUGGUGUUUGUCCUGUUUUGUCACAUUACAAGCUGGAAUUAAAAUGGAUUUUUGAGA
This is a messenger RNA of Neoarius graeffei (lesser salmon catfish), 3387 nucleotides long. RefSeq lists its product as uncharacterized. The transcript has 7 exons. NCBI's taxonomy places the organism in Eukaryota, Metazoa, Chordata, Actinopteri, Siluriformes, Ariidae. Bases 64 to 1095 code for a protein of 343 amino acids. The record is from RefSeq and is a predicted model, not a curated record.